Messenger RNA from Cynara cardunculus var. scolymus (artichoke), 918 nucleotides. Its product is annotated as eukaryotic translation initiation factor-like. The transcript has 5 exons. Gene Ontology annotation, cellular component: eukaryotic translation initiation factor 4F complex; cytoplasm. Bases 88 to 675 code for a protein of 195 amino acids. The record is from RefSeq and is a predicted model, not a curated record. Gene Ontology annotation, molecular function: RNA 7-methylguanosine cap binding; translation initiation factor activity. NCBI's taxonomy places the organism in Eukaryota, Viridiplantae, Streptophyta, Magnoliopsida, Asterales, Asteraceae. Gene Ontology annotation, biological process: translational initiation.
GUGACGGCCUAACGGGUAACCCAUCUGAAAUCCCCUUCUCUGAAGGCCAAGGGAGAGAGAGAGAAAAAAAAAAAAAAACCGAGAACAAUGGCGAGUGAUGAGGCGGCGGCGGUGGUGGAUGUCAGUGGAGAAGUGGCGGGGCAGCCCCAUAGGUUAGAUAAGAGGUGGACGUUUUGGUUUGAUAAUCAGACCAAACUUAAACAAGGCGCAGCUUGGGGGAAUAAUCUACGCAAGGUCUAUACCUUCGAUACUGUUGAAGAGUUUUGGUGUUUGUAUGAUCAGGUAUUCAAGCCUAGCAAGUUGCCAGGAAAUGCUGAAUUUCAUUUGUUCAAAGAUGGGAUUGAGCCCAAAUGGGAAGAUCCACAGUGUGCUAAUGGGGGCAAGUGGACAGUUACUAGUAGCAGAAAGGCUACCCUCGAGACUAUGUGGUUUGAAACUUUAAUGGCCUUAAUUGGUGAGCAAUUUGAUGAUGCUGAUGAAAUAUGUGGUGUCGUUGCUAGUGUUCGUCAAAAGCAGGAUAAACUUUCAUUAUGGACUAAGAAUGCAGCUAAUGAGGCAGCUCAGAUGGCCAUCGGAAGAAAGUGGAAAGAUAUCAUUGACGUGAACGACAAGAUCACCUACAACUUUCAUGAUGAUUCCAAGACAAGAGCAUCAAAAGGUCGUUACAGCGUGUAAUGUCAUCCUGUUGAAGCUUCGGUUACUUUAGAAGAACUUGCAGGCCCUUUCUUACUACAAACUAAGUCGAAUUGUGUCUACCUUUUACAUGUUGUAUUUGAUGUGAUACAGUAGAUGUUUGUUUAAGCAUCUAACGUUCUCGGGAAUUUUCUUUCCGUCUGCUAUUUUGUUGAUGCAACCAAAAUUUGAAUUUCUUAAAUUUCGCACUUCAUAAUCCGUAUUAAAUUUACAUGUUAUAUAGGC